Messenger RNA from Fusarium redolens, 2754 nucleotides. Its product is annotated as multicopper oxidase-domain-containing protein. The record is from RefSeq and is a predicted model, not a curated record. Lineage: Eukaryota; Fungi; Ascomycota; Sordariomycetes; Hypocreales; Nectriaceae. The transcript has 11 exons. Gene Ontology annotation, molecular function: copper ion binding; oxidoreductase activity. The coding region runs from base 1 to 2754 and encodes 917 amino acids.
AUGGUUGCUCACGAUGAAGAAGCUGAUGCUUUGCUUGAGGAGUUUGAACUGCGAGAGGAGGUCAAGGUCCGAGAUGAUCGAACCCCGCCUUCAGUAUGUCGCACGUGCGGUUGGAGAUGGACAACAGCUCUUAUCUUGGUCACACUAUUAUCGGCCAUUGGGGUCAUAGUGACAUUGCAUGGUCCGUCAAGUAACCAGUCGAGCGAUGACACUACCGACCAUCUUGGGUACCAACUCCAUCCCAAAGAUCAUGUAUCGCGUCCCCCAACAACACUCUCUUUCAACUGGACUAUUGCAACUGGGACCAGAUCACCAGAUGGGGUCGAAAAACAAGUGUAUCUUGUCAACGAUGAGUUUCCAGGACCCCUCAUCGAAGCUCGCUCUGGUGACAGACUUGUGAUUCAUGUUCACAAUGGCGUCCAAGACGAGGGUGUAUCCCUUCACUGGCAUGGUCUACGCAUGAAAGACCAGAAUAACAUGGACGGCGCUGUUGGGUUUACUCAAUGUCACAUCGCUCCUGGUAGAAGUUUCACUUACAACUUCACUAUUGGCGCUGAGGAACACGGCACCUUCUGGUGGCAUAGCCAUUCUGACGUUCAACGUGCUGAUGGUCUAUGGGGAGGUCUCAUCGUGCACUCUCCAGAUGAGGUUGGCCUGCCACCAGAAGAUUACCUACUCAUGAUCGGUGAUUGGUUUCACCAAAACCAAACCGAAGUGCUAGGGUGGUAUGCAGAUGCAAGUAGUCGAGGGAACGAACCUGCCCCAGAUUCGUUGUUGGUGAAUGGUCAGGGACGCUUCAACUGCUCUAUGGCUGUUCCUGCAAGACCAGUUGUCUGCUCGCAGGUCCAUUUCACUGACCUCAAACCCCUCUUGGUAUCUAGGAGCCAGAAGAAGACCAGACUCAGAGUUGUCAACACAGGUUCCGUCGCAGGUCUUUCCAUCAGAAUUGGCGGAGCCAUGAUCCGGCCAGUUCGUGUUGAUGGAGGUUUUGGUGUUAGGGCUGAAGCUAGUGAAACAGUCGGCAUUCUGUAUCCUGGUGAGCGCGUUGACCUCGACGUUGAGUGGAAAGAGCACCACGCGGGAGACGUUUGGCUUACCGUUUAUAUGGAUGACGAGAACUUUGGUUAUCCCAACCCAGCGUUGAAUCCAAUUCAGAACUUCCCAAUAUUCAGCCUAGAUGGCAAAGCAUCAUCCAACGAACCGCCCUCUCAGACUUUAGAGUCGGCUGAUAUCCAAGUCCUCGACGCGCAGUACAUCAAAGCUGCAACAAAGGUAUUUGACCUUCCAGCAAAAGCAGAACAGACUAUUCUUCUUUACGCUAAAGUUGAGAAGCUGGCGCACAUGGACUAUGCACCAGUCGGAUUCAUCAACCAUACAUCCUGGACGCCACAAACUCCACCUCUCCUCGAUCAAAAUCGAACUUCAUGGGACGAGAACCAACUCAUCCCGUUUAUUGGAAUAUCACACAAUAAACCGAAAAGAGUUGACAUAAUCAUCAACAACCUAGAUGAUGGCGCGCAUCCAUUUCACCUUCAUGGCCAUUCGUUCUACGUUUUAUCAUCAUACAGAAAUCCAGGGCGCGGGAGCUGGGGCAGUUAUAAUCCCUACGCCGAUGAGGCGCCACCAAACGGCUUGAAUCUUGAGUUUCCGGUGCGAAAGGACACUCCAACACGCCAAGCCUCGGCUGCUCCCGAGGCCCCAGCGGCUACUGGAGCGUCUCCAGCUCCUGCGGCUGAGAGUGCUCCAGUGACUGCAACUACCGGGUCAGCAGCCUCGCCACCCGCUGCCACGUCGGGUCCUAUUCUUGACCCGCAGCAUUGGGCGCAGGUAAAUGAGGAACAAGCACAGGCUGAGGCUGAGGCUGCCGGUGAUGACAAUGCAGAUGCUGACUCAACCCUUGACUCGGAUAACGCUUCCUCUACUGCAUCUAUUACGUCCAGCAUCCUCGAAUACAGAACCAUCCAUGGUCGCACUUAUCACAGCGAGCAAGGUAAUGCUCAAUAUUGGGCCUCCAACGAUGAACAGCAAAAUGAUUUGAUGGAUCUCACCCACCAUAUUCUUACACUUGGUCUUGGAGAUAAGCUUCACCUAGCACCUCUGAAAGAAGAAAAGCUUCAACAAGCUAUCGAUAUCGGUACCGGUACAGGCAUCUGGGCCAUUGAUUUCGCCGACCAAUACCCUGGCGCUGAGAUUAUUGGAACCGACCUCUCUCCCAUCCAGCCCUCUUGGGUUCCCCCAAAUGUUCAAUUCGUAAGAGAUUGGGACGCCUUCUUCUCCGAAGCCUACAGAGUCUGCAAACCCGGUGCCUGGAUUGAAAGCCACGAAGCCUCAUGCAACGUCAGUAGCGAUGAUGGUACUGUUGCUCCUAAUUCUGCUAUGGGUCACUGGGGUGAGUUCUUCAAGGAGGGCGGUAAGAAAAUCGGUACGAGCUUCAGUGUCGUCGAGGACGGCACUCAGCGCAAGGCGAUGGAGAAGGCCGGUUUUAUCAACAUUCAAGAGUUCGACUUCAGAAAUCCUGUCGGCACUUGGCCCAAGGACCCUGUUGAGAAGCGAAUGGGUGCUUACUCCAAAUAUGGUCUUGAGACUGAUAGUGAAGGCUUUAUUCUGUUUAUGGCGCAUACUCUCGGAUGGACGAGAGAGGAGAUUCUUGUUUAUGUCGCCCAGUUCCGAAGAGAGAUUCGUUCUGGAAAGCAUCACGGAUAUUUUGCUCAAAAGGUUGUUUGGGGACAGAAGCCCGAGACCACGUCUGCUUGA